UGGCUCACUCUAUCGUGUCUUUUUUUCAGAUGAUCUGUACGGCUUCCUUCUAGUUUGCAAAGACCCAAACAUUUCAUUUGUUCCCGUUCCUCACCGGCACUAACUGCGCAUGCGCGGCUAUUCGGCGUGGUUUUGUUAGGAAACAGACGCUGGUGCUCCGGAGGCGCCGAAACAACCAUGGCUGAAGAAAGUAACAGUGGAAACACGCCUCCUGCGUUUACUUUCGGCGACGAAGCAACUCCGAGCACAAGCCAGGAAUUCUUGCAAGGCACUUCGUGCACUUCCGACUGUUGCACUACGUCAUAUACAUGUCGCCGAAAGCGGUAUCACCAGUUCCCUACCUAUGGUGUCCAGCAGCAGCAUCAAUCACGCACAGCCCAGUACAAGCCGCGCUUGCAUGGAGGAAGCAUCGGCCAUUCCGGAAAACCUUGCUAGCCUUUCUGACGACGCCUGGCUUUACCAAUGGAACACUCAGUAGAGGCCAAUAACCGACGGGACUUACAACGUCGACGGUGUCACUGACAAUGGGAGCACAAGUUACCUGCACCUGGGGUCUAGCAACAGCUUUGAUCACGCAUGGCCCAGCACAAGCCGCACAGGCUUGGAGCAAGCAUCAACCAUUGUAGAAGGCAGCGACAGCCAUGUCGCCUGCUUGCCGCGUGAAGCGCCGCCUGCAAGCUUCUCCUCAGCAGCGUCUCAUGAGGCCUUCAAGAUGCAAGCCUGUAAAUUUCCAAGGCCACUUCUGUUCAGGCGGAGCGCGUCCAGAUAGACACGCUGGCUGCAGGCCUGCUGCUUCGUCUUCGCAACGCCCCGAAUGGAAUGACAGCACCAAGGUCCCGGCUACCUUUGACAAGUUCUGCACAAAAGAGGCGCACAAAAGGGAACGUGCUUCUGCCAAGGCACCUAGAAGGACAGGACGGGGUGCGGAUGGUCUGGUGGAGAUGGACCCAAAGGGAGAAGCGACCAAAUCACGUACGCCCGGUGGGUUGGCCCCCCUCGAGCUCCCGGACUUCUCUUUCCUCGUCAAGAAAGGAUGCUUCUCUCCUGACUGUUCGGACCCGAGCCAUUUUCAGUGUUAUCCUAAAAAAAACCUCGCAUGUUGUAGCUGCCACCUCAUGGCGCAACCCUUUUAAUUGACAUCCGUAUACUUACGUGUUUUUAAUACUCAUUUUAAGACAAACGUGAUUUUAUACCCGCUACCUACCUGAUUUUACCUACGUUUUUACUUGCCCUUGCCUAUACCCGAUUUUAAACAUGUUGACGACGCCUAUUUUAUUUCUUCGGGUUUUAUUGUAAUAAGAGUCGUGAGGUGGCGGUAAAUGUUACCUAGCGUGCAGCACUCCUGUUUGCGUAGCGUGCAGCACGCAAUGAUUCCACUCGUGGGUAUGUGGCGGACAAGAACUUUUGACCAUAUUACAGCCGGUAGAUAAUCUCUUGAUGUGCAUGUUGCUCUACUCGUGGGUGCAGCGCGGCAAAGAUGCAUGUCAUCGUCUCCUGGCGUUGUUUAGAGCUAAUA
Molecule: messenger RNA, 1516 nt
Organism: Dermacentor albipictus
Lineage: Eukaryota; Metazoa; Arthropoda; Arachnida; Ixodida; Ixodidae
Source: RefSeq, a predicted model, not a curated record